GUCAUGCCAUGUCCAUUUCAAGUUGUCGAAGCCAGGGACAGAGCACGCCCGGGCUCCUUCACCGUAGGGGUCUUUGGAGGCCCAAGAGACACCCCAGCCUCUACUCUCCACUCCACUCCCUGUCGGCUAUUCCCAGCUGAGCAAAAGUUUCAGCCUGCAGCUGUGCAGGAAGGUCCCAGCAGCCAGCCUGACCCUGCUACUGUGACCAUAGUCACAUGUCCCACCAGCUUGGAACUGUGUGAGACCUGGCACCUCAGACUCUAGGAAGACCAGGCUGCUGUGGUCUCCUGAGGCCCCUGUGGCCCUGGGCCUCUGCUCCAGUCCUGCAGGGGGCGCGCGGCGCCUCCCGGGUGCACGUGACAAACUGCCCAGGGUUCUUCAUACCCCUCUCCCCCAGCCCUGUCUAGGUGGUACUUGCACGCACCAUUUACGGUUCCUUCCCUGGACGACUGGCCAGCGCAGCUGGUGAGACAGUCGCUCUUGGGAUUUGUGAAAGGUGUAGGCUGCCGCCCUAGUCAGAGCUGGUGUGCUCCAGGCCCCUUGGUGGUGGGGACCCUGGAGGUUCCCGUCAGUUUUGUGGGGCUUCCGUGCGGCUUGGGUUGCAGGACCCUAAAGCCUUGGAGCCAGCUAGGGGUGGCACUAGGCUCACUGAUGCCAAUCAUACCGUGGGCCCCACCCAAGUGUCCUUGCUGACUUCUGAAUCGCCUGGCCCUAGGCCUGGGUGGGGCCAAAAUCUAGCUGGAGGUGGAAUCACCACGCCUUCUGUGCCCGCGGCCAGGGGGCGGGGCCAGGCGGGGACCGUCCCCCAAGCAGCUGGCAGGAGCUGGAAAGACCUGGGAGUGCGGCUAGACCCGACACGUGCCGCCUGGGGCCGGCCACUGGGACCCCUCUGUGUCCGCAAGCCGGCAGACCGCCCUCCACCCCCCGCCCAUUCUAGCUGUCGGGAAAGGCGGUUGCUCCCCCGGUGACCGCCCCCUGCGGGCUCCCGUUUCCCGGAGUGUCUUGCAUAAGCUGGCCCUGGGCACCGGCCAUUGGGGAGCACGGUGUCACGUGGGCCCGGGAGGGAGGCCGGGGCGAGAUGGCGGCGGAGCAGGAUCCCGAAGAGCGCGCGGCGGCGCGGCCGCUGCUCACCGACCUCUACCAGGUCACCAUGGCGCUGGGCUACUGGCGCGCGGGCCGGGCGCGCGACCCCGCCGAGUUCGAGCUCUUCUUCCGCCACUGCCCUUUCGGCGGCGCCUUCGCUCUGGCCGCGGGACUGCGCGACUGUGUGCGCUUCCUGCGCACCUUCCGCCUGCGGGACGCAGACGUGCAGUUCCUGGCCUCGGUGCUGCCCCCAGACACUGACCCCGCGUUCUUCGAGCACCUCCGCGCCCUGGAUUGCUCCGGGGUGACGGUGCGGGCCCUGCCUGAGGGCUCCCUCGCCUUCCCCGGCGUGCCGCUGCUGCAGGUGUCCGGGCCACUCCUGGUGGUGCAGCUGCUGGAGACGCCGCUCCUCUGCCUGGUCGGCUACGCCAGCCUCAUCUCCACCAACGCCGCGCGGCUUCGCCUGAUUGCGGGGCCAGAGAAACGGCUGCUGGAGAUGGGGCUGCGGCGCGCUCAGGGCCCGGACGGGGGUCUCACGGCCUCCACCUACAGCUACCUGGGGGGGUUCGAUGGCAGCAGCAACGUGCUCGCAGGGCAGCUGCGCGGCGUGCCCGUGGCGGGAACCCUGGCACAUUCCUUCGUCACUGCCUUCUCAGGCACUGAGGUGCCCCCUGACCCGAUGUUGGCUCCAGCUGCUGGUCAGGGCCCCAGGGUGGACCUGGCCGCCUGUGUGGAGGUGUGGCUGGAGCGUGUUUGUGCCUACAUGGGGCUGGGGGUGCAGGAGCCGCACCCGGGGGAGCGGGCGGCCUUCGUGGCCUAUGCUCUGGCCUUUCCUCGGGCCUUCCAGGGCCUGCUGGACACCUACAGUGUGAGGAGGAGUGGGCUUCCCAACUUCUUGGCUGUCGCUCUGGCUCUGGGGGAGCUGGGCUACCAUGCGGUGGGCGUGAGGCUGGACAGCGGUGACCUGCUUCAGCAGGCCCAGGAGAUCCGUGGGCUCUUCAGGACCACUGCGGCCCAGUUCCAGGUGCCCUGGCUGGAGUCCAUCCCCAUUGCUGUCAGCAACAACAUUGAUGAGGGGGAGCUGGCCCGCCUGGCCCAAAAGGGCAGUGAGGUGAACGUCAUCGGCAUUGGCACCAGCGUGGUCACCUGCCCCGGCCAGCCUUCCCUGGGCUGCGUCUACAAGCUGGUGUCUGUGGGAGGCCAGCCACGAAUGAAGCUGACCGAGGACCCCGAGAAGCAGACACUGCCUGGGAGCAAGGCCGCCUUCCGGCUCCUAGGCUCUGACGGGUCUCCACUGUUGGACGUGCUGCAGUUGGCGGAGGAGCCACCACCCCAGGCUGGCCAGGACCUGAAGGUCUGGCCUCGAGGGGCCCAGGAGCCCUGUAUUGUGAGGCCAGCCCAUGUGCAGUCACUGCUGCGACUCUGGGUCCAGCAGGGACAGCUGUGUGAGCCUCUCCCACCUCUGGCUGAAUCUAGAGCGUUAGCCCAGCUGUCUCUGAGCCAGCUCGGCCCCACACGCAGGCGGCUAGAGCAGCCGGAGCUGUACCAGGUGGCGCUGUCCGAGAAGCUGCAGGCCCUGGUGGAAAGGCUGAAGGCUCCAGGACCCCAGUGAGAGCCUCAUGGUGGGGCUGCCUGAAAUUAACAUGAGUUGCUCACUAC
Molecule: messenger RNA, 2742 nt
Organism: Pteropus alecto (black flying fox)
Lineage: Eukaryota; Metazoa; Chordata; Mammalia; Chiroptera; Pteropodidae
Gene: NAPRT
Product: nicotinate phosphoribosyltransferase
Exons: 13
Coding region: 1079-2695 (538 amino acids)
Biological process (GO): NAD+ biosynthetic process
Molecular function (GO): nicotinate phosphoribosyltransferase activity
Source: RefSeq, a predicted model, not a curated record